CCAGCUUCACUCAGUUCUCGCCCAGCUCUGGAGAGCGUCGAUCGGCCACGGCAACGCGUACUUAGGUGAAAAUUAUUUUCAAAGCUUUUGCUAAUUGAGAUUUUAAACAUAGCUCUGACGGAAUUGCAACAGAGCAGUAACCCCAGGUGAAAGAGAACCUUUUGACACUCAGUGACGGGGAUCAAGUUCCAAACAAUAUUUGCUAAAAACUUCUCCUGAUUCUUAAAACUAACUUACUUGAUCACGCUUAAAAGAAUCAAGCAAAAAAAAAAUCGAAAGAGAAAGGGAGCCAGAGGACAUAGCUGGCCACCUGAAAUGAUUCUUUUAAAAACCGUGUCCAUACAAGUCAUGAUCCAUUUCUGGUUAACGACAGUGCUGCUGAUGCCAACGUUGAUUUAUAGUCAUGGGCAUCAUGGCAGCGGGAAAAACAGUGCCAUGGCUUUGACUGAGCUCGCUAGGGGUGCGAAACUGGUUAUGGAAAAUCACUCUGGUGACGUGAUAGUGCGUCCAGCACGUGAAGCUGAAACGGACAAGUUGGCUACAUUGCCUGUAACUGCUACAGUUGGUGGUAUUAGCGGUGGAAAUAAACGUGCAAGAAACAACAAAAAAGCGAACAAGCCGCACAAUCAGAUGCAGCGCGCAGAUGCAGCAGGUUCUCGCAAGCCAAGCUUAAAGAAAUCAUCUUUACACACAGGUAAGGAUGUACUGUCGGUGCAGCCGCGACAUUUGCAAAAGCCUAAGAAUGAGGAACAUCAGCAUCGUGCAGGCAAAAGAUCGGGAGCAAGAACAAAGGCGACACAAAAUGCACCAACUUGUCGUUAUGCAAAGAGUUCAUGGACGGACUGUGAUGUUAAAACUAACAUGCGCACACGUACUCUAUCUUUGAAAAGGGGCGAGUCCCACUGUCUACCCACUCGGACCAUACAGAAAAAGUGCAAAAAAGCUUGCCGGUAUGAAAAGGGACCCUGGUCAGAAUGUAUAGAUGGACAAAUGACACGUGAGGAGAAAUUAAAGGCAUCUGAAGAUGACACUCAACAGAGCUGCAACCUCGUUCGCAUCAAUAACAAAAAGUGCAAUCCUAGUGCUAUAGACAAAAAUACAGCAGGCGGCGUUCGCUCUACCAAGGUGCGUAAGCACAAGGAGAAAGGUACCCGCCAGACACCGUCUCCAGUUUAAUCGGUGAAAUGGGUAAGGUAUAUAAAAAAACAACAAUGUAUUUAGCAACAGCACAAAAUAUUUGUAGCGUUAAGUAUAAAAAUGGUUAAUUUAAAGUUCGGCCCGCGUUUAGCAGGCAUAUUAUAUAUUUUAUAUAUACUUUAAAA
This is a messenger RNA of Drosophila montana, 1322 nucleotides long. It is a transcript of the gene miple2, whose product is annotated as midkine and pleiotrophin 2. Gene Ontology annotation, biological process: mesoderm morphogenesis. The coding region runs from base 316 to 1176 and encodes 286 amino acids. The record is from RefSeq and is a predicted model, not a curated record. Lineage: Eukaryota; Metazoa; Arthropoda; Insecta; Diptera; Drosophilidae. Gene Ontology annotation, cellular component: extracellular region. The transcript is spliced from 6 exons. Gene Ontology annotation, molecular function: growth factor activity; heparin binding.